UCGUCCAGCCAAUCAGCGAUCGCACAGGGCGUGGCCCAGUCCUGUUCUUCACAGCUGAUGACGUCAGCUGGAAUCUGCGGUCGGGUACGACGUCCAGGUCGACUCGGAGCAAGUACGACACGAUGGUCAUCAUCAAGGAGUACCGUGUAGUUUUACCCUGCAGUGUUGAGGAGUAUCAAGUCGGACAGUUGUUUUCUGUGGCGGAAGCGAGUAAAAAUGAGACAGGCGGCGGUGAGGGGAUUGAAGUACUCAAAAAUGAACCUUAUGAGGAAGAUGGAGAGAAAGGACAGUUUACACACAAGAUUUACCGCCUGAAGAGUAAAGUGCCAACAUUUAUUCAGCUCUUAGCACCAGAAAGCGCCUUUGUAUUUCACGAAAAAGCCUGGAAUGCCUACCCUUACUGCAGGACUGAAGUGACGAAUGAAUAUAUGAAAGAUAAUUUCUUGAUCAGGAUUGAGACAUGGCAUAAACCUGAUCUUGGAACACAAGAAAAUGUGCACAAACUAGAUCGUUCGUCCUGGCAGCAAGUCAGCGUUGUACCUAUUGACAUUGCUGACAGAAGUCAAGUUUCAGCAGCUGACUACAAGCAAGAUGAGGACCCCGCCAAGUUCAAGUCAAUUAAGACCGGGAGAGGACCACUUGGGCCUUAUUGGAAGAAAGAGUUGAGUGCCAAGACCGACUGCCCUCGAAUGUGUGCCUACAAACUAGUCACAGUCAAGUUUAAGUGGUUUGGGCUGCAGAAUAAAGUGGAGAAUUUCAUCCAUGAGCAAGAAAAGAGGAUCUUCAACAACUUUCACCGUCAGCUUUUCUGUUGGAUUGACAAGUGGGUGGAGCUAACAAUGGAUGACAUUCGACAGAUGGAGGCAGAGACUCAGAAGGAGCUGGAUGAGCUCCGCAAAAAAGGUGAAGUAAGAGGAACGAGUGCUGCAGACGAAUAAAGCAGCGAAGGAUUUCUAAACGGCAGCAAUGGCGGCUGCUCACAGGGCUUCUUCUCUGGCACUUUCCCUUCUUACCUAGAAGCAUUCAGGCUGUGGGUGGCGUGCGUGUGGAUGUGUUUGAGAAGCGGGAGGGGGGGGGGGGGGUCUCACGCAGUCAAUCGAGCAGAGCCCUCGCUUGCCACCCAAUCAUAGGCCUUCUAUCCACUGAGCAAUUGAUUUGUAGAACUCGAACACCCUCUUAACCGACCUGCUUUUGAUUUUUGCAUUCCUCAGAGUGGAUAUGAAAAUGAACCAUUUUUUUUGAUCACGAUACAUUUGAGUGGAGCUUAAUUCUCGCCCUGAACUCAGAUUGGCAUGUAUGGACCUAAUAUAACAUUUUGUUGUUGUUUUUUUUGGUUUUUUUUUUUAGCCUCAAAACAUUCCUCUUGAGAUGAUGCCCAGUUUGAUCUUUUUCACAGUUUUAACUGUACACACAGGCUCAACGGUUUGCAUUCCUCUGUGUGUAACUUUAUUUUUUUUUUUUUCCUGUUCCUCCACAACCUCCAUUUAAGAGAUUACUCUCGCCCUUUGCACCUCCGCCCAUUGUAAUCCUCCCAUCAACAGCCCGCCUAACCCAAAGCGCUGCAUCUUAUUAACACCGACAAUCAUGCCCGUGCAGGUCUUCACACUCCCUCCGCGCGCGCAAAUGACACAUCUACAUUAGGCGCAAAAACCGACGCGCUCGCACUCCCAGGUGCAAAUGCCUUUGGGGUGACUGAUCCUCAUCAAGAACCCGGGCAGAUCCCUGCAAGCUUGAUCAGCCAGGUGAUGUUAAUUUGGAGGAUGUCUCCCCCCCAUCCCCCCUUCCUUCCUAUCUUGAAGACGUUCAGGUGUCACGCUGCAUUCACGUGCCCCCACACAUGCACUGGAAAAGCAGUCAGCGAUGGUGCUCGAGCCCUCGAGGGUGGUGCUGCACGGCCCACCUUCUCCCACCUGCCUUGUUUUGCCGUGUACACACAGUUUCUUUCUUCCUCUCCGUUCUCAAUCAGUUUACAUGUUUUACCAGUGGCCAGUCCAAACCCAGCGCUGCCCACAGCUAGCCUUAACCUCUGAACCUUUCGGACUUAAUCUACCCGUCGUACCUUUGCAACCAGCUGCUCGCUUUAGCUACCUCCCUUCUUUCCGGCUGACCAUUUCACCGACAUCCAAAGGUCAACGCUUGCGAUUGCCGUAGCAACGACUGUACAGUUUGGAGUCAUGGAUUGCAGGGCUUUAUGAUAUUUCCUGUUUGCCAAAUGUAAUUUGAUUCAAUUUUUUUUUUGUGCUACUUGUCUGAAUUUCCACUGUUUGAUGGACAUGCCAUAUUAAUGAGUCCCGAGUUUCAACUCUACAGUGCACUUUCAGUAUAGCCUUUAUAAUUGUGUGUCAAGGGCUAUAUUUUUGAAUCAUUACUCGUGUAACAUACAUUUCACAAUUGCGUCUUCUCUGGAGUUUAUUUGUGCAUUUGUAAUCAUAAGGACCAUAGACAUUUCUAUUGUAAUAUUCUUACAGAUGUUUUCCCCCCUUUGUGAUAAGAGUUCCUUCUGAUCAUUUCAUAUCCAAAGAAUGUCAAUCCAUGUGUUUACACGUAUUUAGAAAUUAUCAGAUGGUAAAAUAGGACAAGGAGGUGGCAUUGAAAAAAUAGUCUCCAGUAUGAUAUUGUGAUGAUGUUCCAUUAACCUUCCUUUGACCAUAUGAUUUCAUUAAGAGUAUUAUAAUUUCAGGAUUGCGCAAAGUGUCUUGGAGAGCUUGCGCCUUUUGAAAACUGUACAUAUGAAAGAUGAUCUGUUGUAGUUGUCUGACCCAAAAAAAAUCUCAGAGGAUGCCCUUCUGUCAACUGUACAGAGUAUCCGAUAUAGUUCUGUCUGUCGUCUUCCUCCUGCCGCAAAUUUAACAGAAUACCUGCUGGCUGAAAUUACACAUUUGAGCUGAACAAUCAGUCAUAACACUGAUGGAGGUGGCAAGUGUUUCUGUGCAACGACUACACUGUCUGCAGCUAAAUUAUAAACUCUACAACUGUAAAAAUAAUCAGAACUGUGUGAUUCUUUUUGUUUUUGAUCUGAUUUGAUCAUUGGGGGGGACAUGGGUUUUGAAUGUAUAUGUUGUGCCGUUUCUGCCUUAAAAUCCUCAAGUGUUAUAUUAAAUAUACGUGAUCGAAAUAAAUACAUUUUGAGAAAAU
Syngnathoides biaculeatus (alligator pipefish) is the source of this 3135-nucleotide messenger RNA. RefSeq names its product phosphatidylinositol transfer protein beta isoform-like. Gene Ontology annotation, biological process: phospholipid transport. The record is from RefSeq and is a predicted model, not a curated record. Lineage: Eukaryota; Metazoa; Chordata; Actinopteri; Syngnathiformes; Syngnathidae. Gene Ontology annotation, cellular component: cytoplasm. The coding region runs from base 123 to 938 and encodes 271 amino acids. The transcript is spliced from 11 exons. Gene Ontology annotation, molecular function: phosphatidylcholine binding; phosphatidylcholine intramembrane carrier activity; phosphatidylinositol transfer activity.